AUGUCGCGUGUUAAGGUUCCGGCACGUAAUCUUACAAUUGGAAACAUCGAAAUAAACGAGUUUCCUACUAUUGACAACAAUGUUGAUAUUUCUGCGGUGCAACUGGUGCAAAGCACCACAGAAAGCGGCACGCAGCGCGGCGCGGCGCUGUCGGCUCUCGUGAAUCACUCGUUACGGCGCGUCGUCGCCGCCGCCGCCGCCGCCGGCAGAGGCGGAGUCCGGAGUCCUAGGCGUGAUCGCCGCCUUCUCGCCGCCGCGGCCGGCAGUCGUGCUGAGCUGUGCUGCGCCACGGCGGACCCGGCGAUCGCUGAAGAAGAAUGUGAAGAGCAAAGUGAAGAAGAAUGUGAAGAGCAAAGUGAAGAAGAAGAAGAAGAAGAAGAGCAAAAUGAAGAAGAAGGUGGAGGUGAAGGCAAAGAGAAAGAGGAAGACCGACAGGAAGAGGGAGAGCAAGAGCAAGAGGAAGAGGGAGAGCAAGAGCAAGAGGAAGAGGGAGAGCAAGAGCAAGAGGGAGAGCAGAAGAGGAACAGGGAAGGGGAAGGGGAAGAGGAAGAGCAAGGGGAAGGGGAAGAGCAAGGGGAAGGGGAAGAGGAAGAGCAAGGGGAAGGGGAAGAGGAAGAGCAAGGGGAAGGGGAAGAGGAAGAGGAAGAGCAAGGGGAAGGGGAAGAGGAAGAGCAAGGGGAAGGGGAAGAGGAAGAGCAAGGGGAAGGGGAAGAGGAAGAGCAAGGGGAAGGGGAAGAGCAAGGGGAAGAGGAAGAGCAAGGGGAAGAGGAAGAGCAAGGGGAAGAGGAAGAGCAAGGGGAAGAGGAAGAGCAAGGGGAAGAGGAAGAGCAAGGGGAAGAGGAAGAGCAAGGGGAAGAGGAAGAGCAAGGGGAAGAGGAAGAGCAAGGGGAAGAGGAAGAGCAAGGGGAAGAGGAAGAACAAGGGGAAGGGGAAGAGGAAGGGGAAGAGGAAGAACGAGAGGAAGAGGAAGAGCAAGGGGAAGGGGAAGGGGAAGAGGAAGAACGAGAGGAAGAGGAAGAGCAAAGGGAAGGGGAAGAGCAAGGGGAAGGGGAAGAGCAAGGGGAAGGGGAAGAGCAAGGGGAAGAGGAAGAGUGAGAGGAAGAGGAAGAGCAAGGGGAAAGGGAAGAGCAAGGGGAAGGGGAAGAGCAAGGGGAAGGUGAAGAGCAAGGGGAAGGGGAAGAGCAAGGGGAAGGGGAAGAGCAAGGGGAAGGGGAAGAGCAAGGGGAAGGGGAAGAGCAAGGGGAAGGGGAAGAGCAAGGGGAAGGGGAAGAGCAAGGGGAAGGGGAAGAGCAAGGGGAAGGGGAAGAGCAAGGGGAAGGGGAAGAGCAAGGGGAAGGGGAAGAGCAAGGGGAAGGGGAAGGGGAGGAGCAAGGGGAAGUGGAAGAGCAAGGGGAAGGGGAAGAGCAAGGGGAAGUGGAAGAGCAAGGGGAAGGGGAAGAGCAAGGGGAAGGGGAAGAGCAAGGGGAAGGGGAAGAGCAAGGGGAAGGGGAAGAGCAAGGGGAAGGGGAAGAGCAAGGGGAAGGGGAAGAGCAAGGGGAAGGGGAAGAGCAAGGGGAAGGGGAAGAGCAAGGGGAAGGGGAAGAGCAAGGGGAAGGGGAAGAGCAAGGGGAAGGGGAAGGAGAAGGGGAAGGGGAAGGGGAAGGGGAAGGGGAAGGGGAAGGGGAAGAGCAAGGGGAAGGGGAAGAGCAAGGGGAAGGGGAAGGGGAAGAGCAUGGGGAAGGGGAAGAGCAAGGGGAAGGGGAAGAGCAAGGGGAAGGGGAAGAGCAAGGGGAAGGGGAAGAGGAAGGGGAAGGGGAAGAGCAAGGGGAAGGGGAAGAGCAAGGGGAAGGGGAAGAGCAAGGGGAAGGGGAAGACAAGGGGGAAGGGGAAGAGCAAGGGGAAGGGGAAGAGCAAGGGGAAGGGGAAGAGCAAGGGGAAGGGGAAGGGGAAGGGGAAGAACAAGGGGAAGGGGAAGAACAAGGGGAAGGGGAAGAACAAGGGGAAGGGGAAGAACAAGGGGAAGGGGAAGAACAAGGGGAAGGGGAAGAACAAGAGCAAGGGAAUAGCAAGAGAAUGGGGCAGAGCAAAGUGGAUAAGAAGGUGAAGAGUAAAAGCAAGGCAAUGGACAAGGUGAAGGACAAAAUGAAGGGCAAGAUGAAUAGACGUAUACAGAAAGCGGCCGAUUCUGGGGAUGCUAAGGCAAUGUACGAUGGUAUUAAGAAAGCAAUUGGACCAACUGUCAGAAAAAAUCUCCUCUUAAGUCCAGGACAGGUGAAGUCAUUACCCGAUGAAGGCAAACAAAAUGAACGCUGGGUUGAACACUACCUCGAGUUGUAUGCAGCCGAGAAUGAAAUUAGCAAGGAUGCAUGUGACGCCAUCAAACAAAUGCCAGUUAUGGAAGAACUAGAUGCAAUGCCUACUAUGGAAGAACUUAGUAGAGAAACAGAUUCUCUUGCUAACGGAAGGCCCCAGGUGAAGAUGGUAUCCCUGCAGCGGUUAUUAAGUAUAACAAGUCUGUUCUUCUAA
This is a messenger RNA of Schistocerca americana (American grasshopper), 2505 nucleotides long. Its product is annotated as spore wall protein 2-like. The record is from RefSeq and is a predicted model, not a curated record. Lineage: Eukaryota; Metazoa; Arthropoda; Insecta; Orthoptera; Acrididae.